UAACGUCUGCGUCUCUCUGUUUUCUCUUCUCUGCUCCACAUGAAAUAGAAUGCUGCUUUCUCUUCAUCAUCUUCAUCCCUCACCCUGUCCUAAAACCCUACCAAACCCCUCUUAUUCUCUCAUUCCAAUCCCCAAAUCCCUAGUCGUCCAAAACCCUAGAUACACUUUCGGUUCAUUUGUCCGCUGCUCUGCUUCCGACUCCCAAACCCUCCCUCACUCUGCCAUCCAGCGAAUCGCUGAUAAGCUUCGCUCUCUUGGCUUCACUGAACAUAACCCUAAACCGAAAAUCAUUAACCCCGAGCUCGAAACUGAUACCAAACCCGUUGGAGAAAUCUUUAUUCCCCUUCCCAAUCAGUUACCUAAGUACCGGGUCGGCCACACGCUUGACCCGAGUUGGAGCACGCCGGAGAACCCUGUGCCGAGACCCGGAUCGGGAAAUGCGAUAGUCAGGUACCAUGAGCUGAGAGAGAAGGUGAAGAAAGAGAGAGAAGCGAGGAAGAGAGAGCCUAAGCCUCCGACAUUAGCGGAACUGAAUUUGCCGGAGGAGGAGCUAAGGAGGCUGAAGAGAAUUGGGAUUGCGGAAAAGAGGAAGUUGAAGGUAGGAAAAGCGGGGAUUACUGAAGGGAUUGUUAAUGGGAUUCACGAGAGGUGGAGGAGGGCAGAAGUGGUUAAGAUUUUUUGUGAGGAUUUGUGCCGGAUGAACAUGAAGAGGACUCAUGAUUUAUUGGAGAGAAAAACUGGAGGUCUGGUUGUUUGGCGAUCUGGGAGUAAAAUAGUAUUGUAUAGGGGCGUCAAUUAUAAGUAUCCCUACUUCUUAUCAGAUAAUAUUACAACAAAUGAAACUUCUAUCGAUGCUGUACAUGGUACACAUGUGGAUCAUGAGGGUGAUAAAAUGGGGAGCUUCUCAUCUGCAGAUGGCAUAAACAUAAAGUCUUCUGGACCAAUCCCAACCAAUAACAUUGUUCGACCAGCCUUAGUACAAGGUGUUGGUUCCCCAAAUAGAGUAAGAUUUCAAUUGCCAGGUGAGGCACAACUUGCAGAAGAAUCUGACCGCCUGCUAGAUGGACUAGGCCCGCGAUUUACCGACUGGUGGGGAUGUGAUCCACUCCCAGUUGAUGCUGAUCUUCUUCCUGCUGUUGUUCCUCGAUAUCGGAAACCGUUCCGCCUUCUUCCAUAUGGUGUCUGGCCCAAACUGACAAAUGAUGAAAUGACUACAUUAAAGAGGCUGGGACGACCCUUACCUUGCCAUUUUGCGUUAGGUAGAAAUAGGAAACUCCAAGGAUUGGCUUCUUCGAUUGUCAAGCUUUGGGAAAAAUGUGAGAUUGCUAAAAUUGCAGUUAAGAGAGGAGUGCAGAACACUAACAGUGAGAUGAUGGCUGAAGAGUUAAAGUGGCUGACCGGAGGAACUCUGCUUUCACGGGACAGAGAAUUUAUUGUGUUGUAUAGGGGAAAGGAUUUCCUUCCAUCUGCAGUUUCUUCUACAAUAAAAGAGCGAAGAAAACAUGGGAUUCAUGGGUAUAAACAGAGAAGAGAUCAUAGCAUAGCAGGUGAAAAUGCAGAGGCUGAGGACAUUAAAGAUGGGACUAUAAAUUCUGGCUCUAGAGGUGAAUUUCAUAGUGCAAAUGGCCAAAGUUCGGAUCUCUCUAAAGAGAGGAAGCUAAGGUCCAAUGAGGCAGCUAUUAAAAGGACUAGCAUCAGAUUGUCUAUGGCACUAGAAAAGAAAGCCAAAGCAGAGAAACUUCUAGUGGAGCUGGGGAAUUCAAAGAUGCCUCAACAACAAGAAAUAGACAAAGAGGGUAUAACUGAAGAAGAAAGAUAUAUGCUAAGGAAGGUUGGCUUGAAAAUGAAGCCUUUCCUAUUAUUGGGUAGACGGGGAGUUUUUGAUGGAACAGUUGAAAACAUGCAUCUUCAUUGGAAGUAUAGGGAACUUGUGAAGAUAAUAUGUAAAGAAAAAAGUUUUGAAGCUGUUCAUGAAGUGGCACAGAUCUUAGAGGCUGAAAGUGGUGGAAUAUUGGUUGCAGUUGAACGAGUCAGCAAGGGUUAUGCUAUCGUUGUAUAUCGCGGAAAGAAUUACCGGCGACCUCCUCGUUUGAGGCCUACAACUCUCCUUAAUAAGAGAGAAGCAAUGAAGUGCUCUUUAGAGGCACAGCGUUGCGAGUCCUUGAAACUUCAUGUUUUGAAGCUUACCAGAAACAUAAAUGACUUGAAACUUAAGUUGGCUAAAGACAAGGAGGCACACAAAAUGCAGUCAUUUGAUGAAGUGAGAUUUCAGGAGGGUAAAGAAGAUAUGCACAGGAUGGAGUCAGCUAUGUAUGUGAACUCAGAUUCAGUCGUUCCUUCUCACUUUAAAGAGAAUUUAGAGACUGCAGAUAAACUUGAAGCUAAUGCUAGUGAGAUUAGUAAAAACGAACCUCAGCCUUCAUCUGAAUCUGUGAGCGAGGACACCCAUGAGAGUCUAUUAGCUACUAUAAAUGAUGGAGCUAUUAACUCAACUUCUUCCUCUAAUAAUAUUUUGUCAGAGGAAAGGGGCUUUUUUCCCCUUGUCAAUGCUGAGCAUUAUGUGCCUGAAAAUGAGGUAAUGGGAUCAACAGAAGAAUCAACUACAAGUGAAUUGGAAGAAUCAGUUUCAAUUUCUAUGGAGAAGGGGGGGGACAUGCCUUCCAAGGGUGUUCGUCUUUCUAAUAGAGAUAGGCUUAUGCUACGAAAGCAAGCACUCAAAAUGAAGAAGCGCCCAGUGCUUGCAGUAGGGAGGAGCAACAUUGUCACUGGUGUUGCAAAAGCAAUAAAAACUCACUUUAAAAAGUAUCCUCUUGCUAUAGUUAAUGUUAAAGGCAGAGCCAAAGGGACUUCAGUCCAAGAAGUGGUUUUUCAGCUGGAGCAAGCAACAGGUGGAGUUUUAGUCUCCCAGGAGCCUAGCAAAGUCAUACUCUACCGGGGAUGGGGAGCAUUUGAUGAACCAGGUCACAAGGGUUUUAAGAACGCCCGAAAUGUGGGGAUUACAUCAGUGGGUAGAGAAGGCCGGUCUCAGCGUACUGUGCCUCCGGAACUAGUGGCGGCAAUCAGACUUGAAUGUGGACUGCAGUGUGACCAAGAACAAAACAAACUCCCAGCUGAAAUUUGAGGUUGUGGCAAAGGUCUAUGAUAUUGAUAAUAUCCAGCCAUGUGGAUGAAUCACAUGUACAACUGGUUGAAGAUUCUGGCACGCGUUGUCGUGUUCAUGGAUGACCCAUAGGUUCAGUUAAUCGGUGCGCCAGUCAAGAUAGAGCAUGGUCUUAUAGAAGUAAGCAAGUGCGGUUUCCCUUUGCUUCUUCCUCGUCUCAAUUAAAAAAUGGCUUGUGCAUGCAGAAAUAGAUGCCCAAUCAAAAAGCAUCUUAGUGUGUUCAAUGUGAAAAGCUAAAUUUUGUGUAUGCUCCUACAGCCAAUAUGUGGUGUAUAUGGCAGCAGCUACUUUUAAAAUCAAGCAUUCCCUUGUACUAAAUAUGCAGAAAUAUCUCAUCUGACAACCAUGUGAAAUACCAUUGUGAUCAGACAACCAUUUGGAUUGAAAAUAGCUAACCUUUCUGACAAAAAUAUGUAAAAGCUGAGCUGAAUGGAAUUUUGCAUUCAGAAUC
Hevea brasiliensis (rubber tree) is the source of this 3611-nucleotide messenger RNA. RefSeq names its product CRM-domain containing factor CFM2, chloroplastic. NCBI's taxonomy places the organism in Eukaryota, Viridiplantae, Streptophyta, Magnoliopsida, Malpighiales, Euphorbiaceae. The record is from RefSeq and is a predicted model, not a curated record. The coding region runs from base 50 to 3121 and encodes 1023 amino acids. The transcript has 14 exons. Gene Ontology annotation, molecular function: mRNA binding. Gene Ontology annotation, biological process: RNA splicing, via transesterification reactions.